Dictyostelium purpureum is the source of this 3140-nucleotide messenger RNA. RefSeq lists its product as uncharacterized. The transcript has 3 exons. Gene Ontology annotation, molecular function: GTPase activator activity; small GTPase binding. Gene Ontology annotation, cellular component: cytosol; nucleus; perinuclear region of cytoplasm. Lineage: Eukaryota; Evosea; Eumycetozoa; Dictyosteliales; Dictyosteliaceae. The record is from RefSeq and is a predicted model, not a curated record. Gene Ontology annotation, biological process: nucleocytoplasmic transport; activation of GTPase activity. The coding region runs from base 430 to 2637 and encodes 735 amino acids.
AUUUAUUUAUUUAUUUAUUUAUUUAUUUAUUUAUUUAUUUAUUUAUUGGUAGGUUUUUUAAAAAAAAAUACUAUAGCUGUACUAUUUUUUUUUUUUUCUUUUCUCAACCCACAAUUUAAUAAUCUCUCAAUAUAAUAACAUAUUACACAAUACCCCUUUUAAUUUUUUUGUUUUUCAAAUAAUAUUUUUUCAUACAAAAAAAAAUUAUUAAUUCAAAUUAAUAAUUAAUUCAUCACGCUGAAUUUUGGAAAAUCAUUUUUUUUUUUUCAAAAAGAUUUUUUUUUUUUAAAAAAAAGUUGUGAACAACACUUUCAUAAAAAAAAAAAAAUAAUUCAAAUUAUUUAUUAAAAAAAAAUUUCUUUUUUUUUUGUUGUUGAAAUCACAUUUCUAUUCAAGCAAGUUUGGUUACUUUAGCAAACAUUAUAUCCCAUGCAAAACUAUCACCACCAAAAUCAAAUGAAUGUUGACCAACAACAACAGCAACAACAUCAUCAGCAACCACAGCCUCAACCGUAUUAUUACAUGAAUCAAGAAAAUGGAUCAAAUUUAGAUAUUAAAAAAGAAAUUAUAGAUAAUUAUCCAGGAAUUGAUCAAAUUGAUAAACAUUUACAAGGAAAUCAUCAUUAUCAGCAUCAACCACACAAUGGUCACCACCAACAACAUCAACACCAACACCAACACCAACACCAACACCCACAUCAACAUCCACAUCAACAUGGACAUGGACACCAACAUCAAAAUCAGCACCAUCAACAAAUGCAUCAUCAACAAACACACCACCAUCAUCAUCAUGAUAACUCUGUUUCACAUUUAGCAAAUUCUGAUUCAAUAGAGGAGUCUACAUCAUCUUCAUCAAGUAAUUUGAUGGCUGGAAAUAGUAGUUCAUCAAACCAAUCACCAAGAAUAACCUCACCAAGUAAUAAUAAUAACAACAACAAUAAUAAUAUUCAAACAGUCCCAACUACCUCCACAAUCAACCAACCAUACGAAAUCCCUGAGAUAUUAUUAGUACCAGGAGAUAGACCACCAUUUAUAACAUCAUUGGCAGACAAUAUACUUUCAAUUAUUUUGGGUAAAGCACAUAAAGAUGACCCAACUUCAGUUAUUUAUACAAAUAUUUGUUGUGUUUGCCGCCAAUGGAGAAGAAUAUCACUAGAAAGAUUAACCUCGUAUGUGUACCAAUUACCGGCCGAUAAAGUUAUUACCAAUUUAUUCAGUAAUUUUGCGAACAAUAUUUAUCCAAACCUCAAUUCAUUACAAUUAAAAGUUAGUACACCAACAUUAUUUGAUGUCUCUAGUUUUGUUAGACUUUUAAUGACAAAAAACACUACAAUUACAACCUUAGAACUAUCACAAAAUGGUAUUGGUAAUAAAGCUGCCCAUUGUAUAGGUGAAUGUUUAAAUAUAAAUUCAACUAUCACUCACUUGAACCUUAGUUUUAAUUCAAUCGGUAAUGAGGGUGCAGAAGAAAUCUCUAAAGCAUUACAAGCCAAUCAAAAAUUGGUCAAUCUGGAUCUUUCACAAAAUUGUAUCGGCCUUAAAGGUUCAAAAGCAUUAGGAACUGCUCUCCAAAAUACUCAAUUUUUAACUACAAUUAAUCUUUCAAAGAAUAGAUUUGGUGCAAAAGGUAUUGAUUUUAUUAUCGAAUCCAUUGGUAAAAAUACAUCAAUAACAAGUAUUGAUUUUUCAAAGAAUGACCUUAAUGAAAAGAGUUCGCAACAUCUUUCAUCCUCAAUUAAAAAGCACCCAUGUCUUUCGUCACUCAACCUCUGCGAUACCAAAUUGUCAUCAGACUCAAUGAAAAUACUUUCUGAAGGUAUUAGUUCCAGCCAAACUAUGUCUUAUCUCGAUUUAUCUAGAAACGAAUUUGGUUAUAAAGGUUUAAAGCCUUUGGCUUCUGCCUUAGCUUCUUCUCAUUCGAUAACCUAUUUAGACUUAACCGGAAAUUCAAUAGGCGAUAAAGGUGCAAUUCUUUUGGCGGAUGCUCUUCAACAAAAUAAUUCAAUUAGGGACUUGUCAUUAGCAUUUAAUAAUAUUGGUAUGACUGGUGCUAUUUCCAUAGGUUCCGCCUUAAAAGUUAAUCAAUCACUCGAAAUUUUAGAUCUAUCCCUUAACGCAGAGAUUGGCCAAGGUUUUUCAUCAAUUGCUGAAGGGCUUUGUUACAAUAAGAAAAUAAAAAAAUUAUCAAUGGGAACAACUGGGUUAGGUCCGCAAGGUGCCAAGUUUUUAGGCGAUGCUCUUCGUUAUAAUUCAUCCAUAACAGAUCUCCAACUACGUGGUAAUGAAAUUGGUGAUGAGGGUUGUAAAGCUAUAAGUGAGGCAUUCAAACAAAAUAAUAGCGUUACAGAGCUCAACUUAUCAGGUAACGGUAUUACCAAUGAAGGUGCUAAAGCAUUAAGUGAAAGUAUUUUUUAUAACUCAAGUUUAACAUAUAUCCAGUUAAACCAUAAUAAUAUUAACCCUCAAGGAGUACAGUUAAUGAGAGAGACUUUGGCCAUUAAUUUUAUUGUCACACAGGAUUCAUAUUUUUUCCCUCCAACAUCAACAACUACUGUAUCAGGUUUAUAUAUUUAUAGAAAUAAUAGUCAUAGUAGAAAUAACAGUGAUAGUAAUAGUAUUUUGCGUAUUAUUGUAUAAUAAUUUUUGUUUUUAAUUAUUUUAUUUAUUUUUAUUUAUUCAAUUUAUAAUAUUUGUUUCAGUUAUUAAAAGUAAUAGUAUUAGUUAAUCACCUUUAUAAAUUAUUUUAUUAUUUUUUAAAAAAAAAUUUUUUUCUUUUUUUUUUUUUAAAAAAAAAAAAUUCAGUUCGUUAUUAAAAAAAAAUCAAUAUUUUCAAUAGCAACAUCAGUAAAUAAUCAAUAUAUCAAUAUCAACUUUCAAAAAAAAAAAAAUAAAAAAAUAAAAAUUCAUUAUAUGUAUAACCAAAAAUAUAUAUAAUAUAUAUACCUCCAAUAUAAUUCAGUUUUUUAAGAUUUCUUCACCAAAAAAUUUAAUUUUAUUUAAAAAUGAAUCAAUAAUCAAUUAUCCAUCUUUUUGAUAUCAUUUAAUAUUUAUCAUUUGGUUUUUGGGUUUUUUAAUGGAAAUCAGCAAAAAAAAAAAAUUAUUUAAAAAAAGAUAAAUAAAGUUUUUUAUAUUUAAAAUUU